Punica granatum (pomegranate) is the source of this 2300-nucleotide messenger RNA. NCBI's taxonomy places the organism in Eukaryota, Viridiplantae, Streptophyta, Magnoliopsida, Myrtales, Lythraceae. The record is from RefSeq and is a predicted model, not a curated record.
GACCUUCUGUUACUGUUAUCAUCAGAUUUCAAAUUCUAUCUUUAAAUCUCCCCUCCCCUACUUACCUUCCCACGAAGUUAAACCUCCACAGCUCAAACCUGGCAGAGAAACAACAGCAAACUGGACAUUAACCACUUCAAGAUAGAAAACCCAGAAACAAAGAUAGCGGAAGACGAAAACCCUCCUCUCUCUCUCGGUAUCGAGGGGCGUUCUCGAUCCGGAAAUAUGGCUGGGCAGUCGAGGAAGUGGAUGAUAGUGGUGGCAACGACGUGGAUACAGGCGUUCACGGGCACCAACUUCGACUUCUCGUCCUACUCGUCGGACCUCAAGUCGGUGCUCGGGAUUUCGCAGGUCCAGCUCAACUACCUCUCAGUAGCUUCCGACAUGGGCAAGGCCUUUGGGUGGUGCUCCGGCGUCUCCCUGAUGUACUUCCCCCUGUGGGCAGUCAUGUUCAUGGCCGCCGCCUUGGGACUCCUCGCCUACGGCCUCCAGUGGCUCGUCAUUCAGCGCGUCAUCGCGGUCCCUUAUUUCCUGAUGUUCGUGCUGUGCUUGCUAGCCGGGUGCAGCAUCUGCUGGUUCAACACAGUGUGCUUUGUUCUCUGCCUCCGCAACUUUUCUGUCAAUCGUGCUCUCGCCUUAUCCCUCACCAUCAGCUUCAACGGCCUGACUGCCGCCCUCUACAACCUUAUAGUAAGCGCGAUCAACUCCAGCAAUGACGCCUUGUACUUGUUACUGAAUGCGCUUGUCCCCCUCUUCACGUCCAGUAUAGCACUGAUCCCCGUGCUCCGACAACCGCCGCCUCAGCAGCUUUCUCCCGACACCAUCAGGCAGGACUCCCGGAUCUUCCUCUGCCUCAAUGUGAUUGCUGUUGGCACCGGCCUCUAUGUCCUCCUAAUAAAUCAUCUGUCGGGCAAUCUUUUCCGGGGCAGACUCUUCCUUGGCGGGGCCAUCUUUCUUCUGGUCUUACCCCUCGGCCUCCCUGGGAUUGUGUACGCACGGAAGUGGACCCGCCAGCUCAUCGGGGCAAGCCGUCUUUGCCUCAAACUUAAUUGGUCGUCCUUCAACCUUGUGGAUCCGGACGACCUCCAGCUCCAGAAAGAGCUUCUUGGAAGGGAGGAGACUAAUUCGAAUCGUCUUCCCAUGAAUGAGAAUUCAGGAAGGACCAGGUUGAGCUCGAGGUGGCACAUAGAAGGAUGCUGUGCAAUAAUGGAAAAAGAUGCAUUGACCGUGCUCGGGGAGGAGCACCCUGCUCGGCUGCUUCUUCGGCGACUGGAUUUCUGGCUCUACUAUCUGGCCUACUUAUGCGGGGGAACGAUCGGUCUGGUCUACAGCAACAACAUUGGGCAGAUUUCUCAGUCUCUCGGGUUCGGUGAGCAGACCAGUGCCAUAGUUACACUCUACUCGUCUUGCUCAUUUUUUGGCCGCCUGUUCUCAGCCGCUCCCGACUUCCUGCGCAACAAGGUGUACUUUGCAAGGACGGGAUGGUUUGCAAUCGCGCUCAUACCAACACCAAUUGCAUUCUGCCUGCUCUCUGCAUCGGGCAGCAUAUCGGCCCUCCGGGCUGGGACUGCCCUGAUCGGUCUGAGCUCUGGGUUCACCUUUUCUGCUGCGGUGUCUAUAACCUCCGAACUGUUUGGUCCCAACAGUGCCGGGGUAAACCACAACAUCCUUAUCACUAACAUCCCCAUUGGAUCACUCCUCUACGGUCUCCUUGCAGCUCUCGUGUACGACCAGAACGCCGAUCAGAGCUCAGGCCGAACCCAAAUAAUGAGCCUGUUUAGUGAUAGCAUGGUGUGUAUGGGAAGGAAGUGCUACUUCCAGAGUUUUAUUUGGUGGGGUUGCAUUUCUAUGGUAGGCCUACUGUGCAGCGUCUUGCUAUUCCUGAGGACGAAGCCCGCCUAUGACCAGUUCGAGGGGAACCGGAUCAGGACAGAGUCUUCAUAGCUUAUUCUUCAUUAUCAAUUCAAUCGAUUGCUUGGAUGAAUUUUGUGAUGAAAUUUGCAUACGGGAAGGUGAAGGUGUUCCGGUGAACAAAUUACAGGAAAAUAAAAGGAACGAAAAAAUGGGAGACAUUUGUUAAAGAAGGCAGCUGCUGUGACAAGAUGUCGGGUUUUCAAUUUUCCGGGCAUAAUGCAAGAUAGCCCCAACAUAAGCAAUGACAUAACCGCUGGGAUCUCAACAUGUAUGUAAAACCUGCCAGGCUUAACAAAUGUACUCUUGGAUUUUACUUACAAAUUUGUCAACUCUUUAAAUUAUAUCUCAAAUUUAACCUCCUCAGAGGAGCACAGGGUGAGCUCUAA